AUGGCUCUCGCUGUGUGGCUCUUCGCUGUCGGCUUUCUCCCGGCGUUGGCAGCACAUCCCCGGGGAGAGGGAGCCUCCACCCUGGCUUUCGUUUUCGAUGUGACCGGCUCCAUGUACGAUGACCUGCUUCAGGUCAUGGAGGGAGCAGCGAAAAUCCUGGAGAGCACGUUGGACAGAGCCAGCACCCCGAUCUGGAACUUUGCACUGGUGCCUUUCCAUGACCCAGAAAUUGGUCCUGUUACUGUCACCUCGGAUUCAAAGAGAUUUCAAAGAGAACUCCGUGAUCUGUAUGUACAGGGUGGCGGGGACUGCCCGGAGAUGAGUAUGGGAGCAAUUAAGCAAGCGCUCGAAGUAUCCCAACCUAGUUCUUUUAUCUAUGUUUUUACUGAUGCCCGGGCAAAGGACUAUCAACUGACGAAGGAUGUCCUGCAACUCAUCCAACUGAAGCAGUCCCAGGUUGUGUUUGUGUUAACUGGAGACUGUGGGGAUAGAGACCAUCCUGGCUAUCGAGCAUUUGAAGAGGUAGCUUCAAUGAGUUCAGGUCAAAUAUUCCACCUGGAUAAACAGCAGGUCAAUGAGGUGCUGAAAUGGGUUGAAAGAACUAUCCAGAUUUCUAAAGUUCAUCUUCUGUCCACUGAUCAUAAGGAGAGGGAGGAGCAUCUCUGGCUGGUGCCCUUUGAUCCUAACCUAAAAGAAGUCACCAUUUCUCUCAGUGGCCCCAUGCCAACCAUAGAAAUUCUGGAUCCCUUAGGGCGAUUCAUGUGGAGAGGAUUGGGUUUGAAUGAACUGUUGAACAUUCCAAACUCAGCACGAGUUGUCAAUGUGAAAAAUCCACGGCCUGGAAUGUGGACAAUCAAGCUCCGCAGCACUGGACGCCACUCCGCACGGAUCACAGGAGUCAGUAGUAUCGAUUUCCGAGCUGGGUUUUCUACAAAGCCUACUUCAGAUUUCCAAAAGACAAGUGAGCGUCCAAUUCAAGGAAUCCCAACCCAUGUAUUGUUGAACUGCUCAGGCCUGCAUCCUCCAGGGCAGCUUGACCAAUUAGAGCUCCUCAGUACUUCUGGAGAGAUUCUGAUGAAUCUGCCCAUUAGGCCUAAUUCCAGCCAAAACACAAACACCAUCUGGAAAGUUCCAGAAUUCAUGCCACCCAACGAAAACUUCUUCUUGAAAGUGACUGGAUACAAUCGAGAAGGUUAUCGUUUUCAGCGUCUAUCCAGUGUCUCCUACACAAACCUGGUCCCUGGACCUCCGGUAGUGAGCAUGCCCAGGCAAACUCACUGUUACUACAUGCAGCCCACAUCGAUUCGGUGCUCCGUGAAGAGUCUGAUUCCAUUCACACUGAGAAUCAUCAGAAACGGGACCAGAAUUGAGUCAGACCGUCUGUUUCUGGGCUCAGUGAAUACUACAUGGGAAAUCCCAAGUGUUUCUGGAGCUGAUGAAGGUUUUUAUGAUUGUGUUGCUAUCAGUAACUCAGGCACAGGUAUAGCUCGAACAUUCUUGGUUGUCACUGAACCACCUCCUAUUGUGGAAACACCUCAAAACGUCACAGCAUUCCCUGGGGAUCAGGUAGUCCUGACGUGCAAAGUUCUUGGAAGCAUCCGAUAUAACAUUACUUGGAUGCGAGAUGGAACUGAGCUUCAGGAUGACAAUGAGUACAUUACCCCUUUGAGAAACUCGUCAUUGGCAUUUUGGAAUGUGCAGUCAGAGAAUGCUGGGCGCUAUGAAUGUGUGGCAGUCAAUAUGCAGGGAUCAAGUCAAGCCUCUGUGUGGCUCUUUAUCCCUGAUUCCCCACAUGUUACUGUCAUUCCCAGCUCACAGAACUUCCUGAGGGCAAUGGAGGUCCAAAUACACUGCACUGUCACUGGUUACCCUGAUCCUGAAGUUGUCUGGAUUCAUAAGGAUACUCUUGUGACAAAUAAUGAUAGGUUUGUCAUUAAUGAGUUUGGUACUUUAAUAAUAAAAGAUGCUGUCCGAAAGGAUGCUGGGAUUUACACCUGCCUUGCAUCAAACUCAGUUGGAACAGACAAAGGAGAAGCAAAGUUGAAAUACUUGGAGAUCCCUACAAUUACUGUGCCGAAUCCAGUGAUACUUGCUGUGGUUACAGGUGUUGCAUUGCUGGAAUGUCGAACUGCGGGAGUUCCACAACCUGAGGUCAAUUGGUACAAAGGUGAUCUGGAGCUCGCCCUUGUCCCAUUUACAGAAAUUGAUCCAGUUCAUGGUACACUGUGGAUAAGGAAAGUGCAGCAGGUGGAUGCUGGAGAAUAUACCUGCGUGGCUAGUAAUGAGGCUGGCAGAUCCUCUGCCACAAUAAUGUUAGAUGUUGGUUCUGCUCCUCAGUUCUUGGAGAUGCCCUCUGAUAUAUCAGUGACUAUUGGCAAGAAUGUGACAUUGCCUUGCAGUGCAGUUGGGGAACCAGUUCCACAGGUCACCUGGCGACGUCUUGAUGGACAGCCCAUCUUUUCCAAAACUGAUUCAAUGAGCUUUGUCAGCCAGCUGGAGACGGGCAGCUUGUUCAUAGAGGGUGUGUGGUUGGACGAUGAAGGUAUGUAUGUUUGUGAGGCGCAGAAUCUGUUUGGAGUGAUCCGUUCUGAGGUAGCAUUGACCAUCAGUGGUCUUGUCGCCCCUGAGGUAGUUGAAAGUGCCCCAGUCAUCAAUGUACUGGAGGGUCGGUCUCUAACAUUACCAUGUGUGGUACUGGCUGGAAAUCCAUUCCCUGAGCAUUACUGGUUAAAGGACAAUCAGCUGUUAAGUUUGGACAGUCGUCUGUCAAUCCGAAGUGAUGGCAGUUUCUUUAUUGAGAGAACAGAGCAAGGAGAUGCUGGAAAGUAUAUCUGCACCAUCAGAAAUGUAGUGGGAUCUGUUAAUAAGACCGUCACAGUGUAUGUUCAUGUUCUACCUUCAAUUAAACAUGGGCAAACUGUUUACAUCACUGAUGAGGGGGUGGCUGUCACUCUGCUUUGUGAAUCGAGUGGAACUCCAAAACCAACAGUCGUUUGGUCCAAGGGUAGGGAGCUCAUAUCUCGACAUGAACCACAAUAUUCAAUCGAUGCAAGUGGAAAGCUCCUGAUCCCAUACCCAUCAGCAGAAGAUUCUGGAAUCUACAUCUGCACUGCAACAAAUGUAGCAGGGGUUUCCAGCAGAGAAAUGCAGCUGUUUGUCCACACAAAACCUCAGAUUGAUGGAGUGAACCCAGAUAAUUUGGACAAACCAAUUAAAAUCACAGCCACAGCUGGGACAGAGGUGACACUACCCUGUGAAGUUCAGGGCUCCCCUCCUCCAAUUAUCAGGUGGAAGAAAGACUCGCGUCUGGUACCACUCGUGUCAGCCAGGUACACAGUCUUGCCAUUGGGGUCACUGAUGAUCUUGGACUCAAGAGCAUCUGACAGUGGUCUCUACAAAUGCUCAGCUAUAAACAGAGCAGGGAAUGCCUCACUGACAUUGCAACUCAUUGUUCAAGUUCCUCCCAAAAUCCAUCUGUCUCAUCAUCUCCUGAAGGUAAUCGUAGGUCAGUCCAUUGACCUUCCCUGCCUGGCACAUGGUGAUCCAACUCCAAAAAUCAGGUGGUAUAAGGAUGAUGAAGCCCUGCUGCAGGGUGCCACAGAUUCACUGGAUGGUCCUGAUGGCUCAAUCAACAUUGCAGACGUGGAACUCUCUGAUGCUGGGAUUUAUCGUUGUGAAGCAACCAAUAAUGCUGGACAUGAUAUGACUCAAAUGACACUGGAAGUCUUGGAACCACCGUUUUUUGCUGAAGACAUUGCCCUAAUUAAUGCCGAACAAGAGCGGUUGGCCAGAGAUAAAGUCAUACUUCCCUGCCCAGUUAAUGGAACUCCUCCACCAGUUAUACGCUGGCUAAAGAAUGGCUUAGAUCUUCCAGCUCAUGAACCAGGAAUUUCAGUACUUGAGGAUGGCUCUCUUCUCAUUGAUUCAGCUUCACCUUAUGAUAGUGGAGAUUAUUUGUGUGUUGCAAUGAAUGAGGCUGGCUCUUCCAAAAGGAAAUAUCGAUUAAAUGUCCAAGCUCCUCCUGAGAUUCGAGGAAAUGGCCAAGUACAGAACAUCACAGUGUCGGUUAAUCAGCCAUUGAUGUUGGAGUGUGAUGCCAGUGGCAGCCCAACACCAACCCUCAGUUGGUACAAAAAUGAGCAGCAGGUGACAGAGACCGGUAGGGUCCGAGUCUUGAAUGGUGGCCAUGUACUGCGACUUUCAAAAUCCCGCAAAGGCGACAGUGGAGUGUAUUCUUGCAAUGCUGUUAAUGUUGCUGGCACAGCCAAAAAAUAUUUCAAUUUACUGGUGCAGGUACCUCCCUCAAUCUAUGGAUCUGGAGUUACUCAAGAGGUGGCAAUUUUGGUGAAUUCUAAACUUGAACUCACGUGCCGUGCCAGUGGAGUCCCUUUUCCACACAUUGCAUGGAAUAAGGAUGGAGAAGCCCUAUCUCCAGGUGUCCAAUAUGUGGAGUUUACUGAAGAAGGGCAGACGUUACGCAUUCAAACAUCUCAUCUCGUCGAUCAAGGCCUCUAUCAGUGUGUUGCCUUCAACUCAGCUGGGCAGAAAAGCAAACACUUCAAAGUCAAUGUUUACGUUCCGCCUCGUAUUGAAAGUCGCUUGCACCAUCCACUGAAGACAAAAGCAAUAGUUGGUCAUUCUUUGACAUUAACCUGUUCCUCAAGUGGUUACCCUUCUCCUGUCCUCUCUUGGCUCAAAGAUGGUGUCUCAUUGACAGACAGUGACAGAAUACAAUUGAUGGGUGAAGGAAAGACCCUUAAGAUUGAAAAUGUCAGAGAGAGUGAUGCUGGCACCUAUACAUGUAUGGCUACCAGUGCUGCUGGAGAAGAACAUCUUCAAUACACUGUGGACAUCUUAGUCCCUCCACAGCUGUUGAUUGAAGAAUCUUCUCAUGUGACUGUGACCAUUGAUAAUCCUCUGGAACUGGCAUGCAAAGUGACUGGCAAUCCACCACCAAAGAUUACAUGGCUUAGGAAUAACACUGAACUCGACGGUGCCCAGGUGUCAGCUCACGGGAGCAAACUUUUUAUUCCUCGUUUGAAGUCAGUGGAUGUCGGUCGUUAUGUAUGUGUGGCCAGAAAUGAAGCAGGGGAAAGGAGAAGAGAAUUUAAUGUCACAAUUCAUGUACCCCCAGUAGUGACAAUUGUAGGAGUUGAGAAUUUGGUCAUCGUUGUUGGGAAAUCUGCGAUACUGGAAUGCACUGCAACUGGAAUUCCAACACCAUCGAUAUCAUGGUUGAAGAAUAGUCAGCUACUGACUGAAACCAGUGGGAGACUCAAGAUUGAGAAAGUGACUCAACAAGAUGGGGGUAUCUACUCCUGUAUAGCAACUAACGGGGCAGGUGAAUCUCAGCAAGAUACCAGAGUGACUGUGUACGAGCCUCCUGUUAUAAAUAAGUCUGUGGAUACAAACAAAACUGUAACAAUGAAUCUCCCAGCAUCUUUUGAGUGCCUUGCCUCUGGAACUCCACACCCUGUGUUGACUUGGUUCAAGGGGCAGAAGCUGAUCACGGAUUUGGCUGGUAGCAUCGUGUUGGAGAAUGGAAGAACUUUGAGGAUACAGAAUGCCCAGGUGUCUGAUGGCGGACAAUAUCGCUGUGUGGCAACCAAUGUGGCUGGCAGCACAGAACUGCAAUAUAGCUUAAAGGUUUAUGUUCCACCAGUGAUCUCAACUGCUCUGCACCUGGUUACUGUCCUUAUAAACCAACCCAUUGAACUUCAGUGUGAAGCGACAGGAGACCCUCCUCCUAAAAUAACAUGGUUAAAAGACAAUAUCCCUAUCUCCAUGAUGACUGAAGGGUUAAAGUUCCUGUUGGAAGGUCAGAUUCUGUCCUUAGCCAGCGCACACUUCUCUGAUUCAGGAGUGUACUCCUGUGUAGCUGUUAAUCCUGCUGGAGAGGACCAGAAGGAAAUUCAUCUGCAAGUUUAUCUUCCACCAAGUAUUCUGGGAGAGGAACAGAAUGUUUCUGUAACUUUGAAUGACUACAUAUCCUUGGAUUGCCAGAGUCAAGCAUUCCCACCACCCACUCUUCGCUGGACAAAGGAUGGUCAACCUCUACCAACGCGUGCAGAUCAUAGACUCUCUGAAAAUGCCAGUCUCUUCGAGAUCAAGAGUGCCCAAAUUCAUGAUGCUGGCCGCUAUACUUGCGAGGCUUCAAAUAAUGCUGGAAAAACAGAGAAGAACUAUAACUUACACGUCUGGGUGCCCCCAACAUUUUAUGGAUUAAAGGAACAAAUAUCUGUGACAGUAAUUGAAGGAAACACAAUGAGUUUGUUUUGUGAUUGCAUUGGGAUUCCUUACCCGAUCCUUGAGUGGCAAAAGAAUGGAAAACCACUGUCUACAGUGAAAGAUGAUCGAAUUACUGUUUCCUCUGGUAGACAAAUGCUACAAAUAUCUCGAACUCGGAUGUCAGAUGCUGGAAACUACACAUGCAUAGGGACUAAUUUAGCUGGGACAAACAAACAAGACUAUAGUGUGGAGGUUUAUGUGAUGCCCAGUAUCAAGAAUGGUGGUAGGCAGCCAACAGAAAUUUCAAUUGCCAGGGGAGCUGAGAUCACGCUAGAAUGUGAAGCUAAUGGAGUUCCAUGGCCAACAUUGACAUGGAUGAAAGAUGGGCGUCCUGUGGUGAGCAGACGAGGCAUCCAAGUGGAGAAUGAAGGGCGGUCUCUGAAAAUUCAAAGGGCACAGGAGGACAACACAGGCCGGUACACUUGUCUGGCUAUUAAUGUGGCUGGACAAUCAGACAGGAAGUUUGAUUUGAGUGUUCAUGUCCCUCCAGCUAUCAUUGGGGAGAUUGGGGUUCCAGAAAAUAUCAGCACCCUCUUGAGCAACUCGAUCUCACUGAUAUGUGAGGCCACUGGCGUCCCUCCACCUGUCUUCACCUGGUUCAGAAAUGGAUCACCUAUUGUCUCCAGUACAAGGAUGCAAAUACUGUCAGGUGGACGAACCCUUAAAUUGACUCGUGUGCUCAUGGGAGAUGCCGGCCAUUAUUCCUGUGUAGCCAGCAACAGUGUAGGGGAAGCAGCGAAGGAUUUUCAUGUGGAUGUGCUGAGUCUGCCCAGUAUUUUAAAUGAAAAUCAGGUGGAAAAGGUGGAAGUUAAGCAAAAACAGGACAUCAACAUGACUUGUUUGACCACAGGCAAUCCAAAGCCGCAAGUUACUUGGCUGAGAGAUGGUCAGGAACUGAAUGACAGUACAGAUUAUCGGAUUUCAUCAGAUGGGUCUGUUCUGGAAAUCUUCAAAGCAACUUUGUCUCAUACAGGACAAUACACUUGUGUCGCAAGUAACUCUGUGGGUGACAAAUCUAUAAAUUACCAUCUCAGUGUUCUAGUUACACCCAGAAUUCCCAAUAUUGGUAAAGAUGGCACUCCAGAGGAUGUCAUUGUUAUUGUGAAUAAUCCAACUUCAUUGGCAUGUGAAGCUGAGGCUUAUCCGAGCCCAACCAUCACCUGGCUCAAGGACGGCAUACCCUUCAAGGCUUCCAGGAAUAUCCAUCUAUUGCCAGGAGGUCGUGGACUCCAGAUUCUGAAUGUACAGGAAGAAAAUGCUGGUCGCUACAGCUGUGUUGUGACAAAUAUAGCAGGGGAAGCUAUCAAGGACUAUGAGCUCAAAGUCUUCAUUCCUCCAGUUAUAGCAAAGGACGAUCAGACAGCAGGAGGUUUUCGGGUCACUCAGGUGAAGACCAAGGUGAACACCACAUUGACACUGGUGUGUGAAUCGUGGGCAACCCCAGUUCCUGCUCUUCGCUGGUAUAAGGAUAGUCAGCUGUUGACAGGAACUGAACGUCUUCAGAUUCUUGACGAAGGACAUAUCCUCCAAAUCAGGUACACAAGGGUGUCAGACACAGGUCGUUACACUUGUGUGGCCACAAACAUUGCAGGGGAAGAUGAGAAGGAUUUUCAUGUCAACAUUCAAGUGCCUCCAAUCUUCCAGAAGCUAUAUGGUGUGAAUGCUGCCUGGGAGGUGAUAAACGGGGUGGAUGAAGCAGAGGAGAUUGUCGAGCAUCGUGAAGUGAUUGUGAACAACCCUGUUUCGCUUUACUGUGAGACUAAUGCCAUUCCACCUCCCAUUCUAUCCUGGUACAAGGAUGGUGAAGCUCUCUCUGCCACAGAUGAUGUCCUGAUUCUUCCAGGGAGCCAUAUCCUGCAGAUCCCCAGGGUCCGAGCUGAUGAUGCUGGGAGAUAUACAUGCCGAGCUGUUAAUGAGGUUGGAGAGGACCAACUGCACUAUGAGCUUGUCAUCCUGAUCCCUCCUGUUAUUCAUUCAGAAGGUGGAGAGUUUGGAGAGGAGCUGGUGUCAGUUGUUAACAAAACAGUUAAACUGCAUUGUGAGGCAGCAGGGAAGCCUCCACCUUCCAUAUUUUGGUUCAGAGACAGCCUACCCAUUGCAACAGACGCUAGACACCAACUUCUGGAUAAUGGCAGCAUUCUGCAGAUUCACGCGGUGCAGGCAUCUGAUGCAGCUGGCUACAUUUGUCUAGCAGAAAACCCAGCAGGAAGCACAAAGAAGCUUUUCAGCCUUCGUGUUCAAGUGCCUCCCAUGCUUCUGGGCCCCUCUCCAGAAAACGUCAGUGUUGUGAUGAAUAAUCCCAUUUGGUUAACAUGUGAAUACCGAGCAGUACCUUCAGCAGACAUCGAAUGGUACAAAAAUGGACAGUUGCUGCAAUCCCGCACUGACAUGCUGAUUCUCCCAGGUGGUCAUAUCCUUCACAUUCCCAGAGCAAAGACAGAACACAAUGGCAACUACGUUUGUGUUGCCACCAAUGCGGCAGGGAGAGAUAUGAAGGACAUUCACCUCCAUGUGUAUCUCCCACCCUCCAUUAAAUACCAUGGUGACAGUUACUCUGAGGCCAUCACAAUCCGUGCUGGAGAGACAGCGACUCUCAGAUGUGAAGCAGAAGCAGUACCAGUCCCUACUGUUAUGUGGUAUAAGAAUGAUCACCAUCUGGCUUUGGUAAAUGGAACCCAUAUCCUAUCUGACGGUCAAAUACUCCAAAUACAAGAUGCUCAGGUUACAGAUUCUGGGCAUUAUAUGUGCAAUGUUGCCAACCUGGCUGGACACAUGAAAAGGACCUUCAGGCUGAAUGUACACUCCCCACCAACUUUUGAAGAGCCUUUAGAAGAGAUUAUUAAUCAGACAGCUGGCAAUGCCUUUGGCCUAUCAUGCCAGUCAUUGGGAGUUCCACCACCCACAAUCACUUGGUUCAAGGAUGGAGAACUAUUAGACAGUAGUAACAGCCAGGAUUGGCAUAUCUUAUCCAGUGGUAGUAGACUCCAAACCAUCCAGUUGCAGAUUUUCCAUUCUGGGAAUUACUCCUGCUUGGCAAGGAAUUCUGAGGGAGAAGUUCGUAAACAUUUCUCACUCUUCAUUCAAGUGCCACCAAGCAUUCUUGGCUCAACUGUGCCUACUGAAUAUGAUGCCAUAGAGAAUGAAGAUGUGAAAUUGGAGUGUGUGGCUACAGGAGAACCAAAACCCAUUCUAAAGUGGUUCAAAGAGGGCCAACCAUUAGAAACACUGACAAAAGCACACUUCAACUUGACCUCAGAUGGUAGCUCCUUGGAUAUAAAAGGAAUUUUGGUUUCAGACACAGGAAUAUACACUUGUGUGGCAUGGAAUCCUGCUGGAGAAGAGACAAAAAUGUACAUACUCAAUGUACUCAUACCUCCGAAUAUCAGUGGGGUCUCCACCCAUCCUGAGAUCAUCACGGUAGUGCCGAAUGCAGCGGUUACACUUGAAUGCAGAGCUGCUGGUGCCCCUCCUCCACAGCUCACCUGGUUAAAAGAUGGAUUACCACUUCCCAUCUCAUCCCAUGUGAGGCUGCUGUUGGCUGGUCAGAUCCUGAGGAUUGCUCACGUUCAGAUUUCUGACGCUGGAACCUACACCUGUGUCGCUGUGAGUCAGGCAGGCAUGACAGAGCGGAAUUACCAACUGCAAGUUCAAGUUCCACCCAGGUUUGAGAAUUCUGGAGACUCUGAAGAAAUGAUGGUCGUCAGAGGAGCUUCUGUGUCUUUCACAUGUGAUACUGGUGGAAUUCCACCCCCUGUGUUCUCCUGGUUAAAAGAUGGUGAACUGCUGGUGCUCAAUGACCUGAGUCUCAAGAGUCAUGAGAUGAAGCUGCAGCUACCCUCUGUGGACAUAAGUGACUCUGGAUGGUAUUCCUGCAUUGCUGUGAAUGAUGCAGGCAAGGCUACAAGACACUUCAACUUGGUUGUCAUGGAGCCGCCACAGAUUUCGGACUCUGAGAUGCCACAGCAAGUGUCUGUUGUGCUAAGUAGCCUACUGGAGUUGGUGUGCACAGCAAUAGGAGUCCCUGCUCCUGAAAUAAGCUGGAUGAAGGACGGAGUGCCUCUUGAUGGAACAGGCUCGGUGCUGAAUGAUGGAAAGGUGCUCCGGAUAGAAAGGGUGCAGGUAGAAGAUGCUGGAUUGUAUACCUGUCUAGCAGCAAAUCUGGCUGGUGAGGAUCAGCUGCAAUAUUUAGUCAGGAUAAAUGUUCCUCCAAAUAUCAUUGGCUCCAGUGAUGCUCAGAUGGUCACUUUGUUGGCUGAAGAACAGCUAACACUGGAAUGCAAGUCUGAAGCUGAUCCGCCUCCCGUUGUUCAAUGGUUCAAGGAUGAUGUACUAUUACAGGCAAAUGCUCAUAUCCAGAAUGUGCCAGAUAGACAAUACUUGUUGAUCGAUAAUGUUGGACCAUCAGAUGCUGGCAUGUACAGUUGCCUUCUUAGCAACAUUGCAGGUCAAAUGACUCAUUCCUUCAAUGUCGUUAUUCACGUUACACCGACAAUUAAAGCCAACUCCCCGUCACUGUCAGUCAUUAUCAACCAGGUUGCUUUAUUGGAAUGUGAGGCCGAAGGCAUUCCAAAACCAACAGUCACUUGGAGAAAAGAUGGCAAUUUGCUGCCUACAGGCAGUCCCAGGUAUGACUUUCUUUCUGAGGGAUCUCUACAGAUCCACUCUGUCCAGGUUUCGGAUGCUGGCCAUUAUCUUUGCACAGCUUCAAAUGCAGUUGGAACAGAUCAUCAUAGGAUCGAACUACAAGUUUUGGGUGCUCCCAUCAUCAGUCCUGCUUCAACUAACAUCACUGCUUUGGCAAAUGUUCAAGCAGAGUUGAGCUGUGAGGUUUCAGGAACCCCUAAACCUGAGGUGAUCUGGAAGAAAAAUGGUAAACCUCUGAACUUUAAGCUGCAACAGAACAUGUACAGGUUGUUGCCUUCGGGAUCGCUGGUGAUCAUUUCGGCCACCACUCAGGAUACAGCACUGUAUGAGUGUGUGGUGUCUAAUGAGGCAGGUGAUUCCCACAGGCUCAUCCAAUUCACGGUCCACGUUCCCCCAUCGAUCGCUGAUGACUCUCCAAGUGUUACAAUCACUAAAAUGUCCUCGGUGGUGUUGACAUGUCACACAACUGGAAUUCCAGAGCCUGCAGUGAGCUGGAUGAAGGAUGGAGCUCAAAUGGGGAACCGAGGACCAGGGUACAAAAUCCUGCCCACAGGAAGUCUGGAAGUUACCACAGCAACCCUGAGCCAUGCUGGCAACUACAUGUGUACAGCUCGUAAUGUGGUGGGGACAGCACACAGACAUGUAACACUAAUUGUGCAAGAGCCUCCUGUUAUCAAGCCCCUACCUUCCACAGUGGAAACUGUAGUGAAUAGAAGUAUUAUCCUGCCCUGUGAGUCAACAGGCACGCCAAGACCCAGUAUUACCUGGCAGAAAGAGGGUGCCACCAUCACAAACACAGGUUAUCUCUUACUGGCUAAUGGAGCACUGGAGAUCACCAGAGCCACAGAGGAGUAUUCAGGGAAUUACAUGUGUAUUGCCCAAAAUCCAGCUGGCACUGCUCUGGGCAAGACAAAACUGGUGGUCCAAGUUCCCCCAAUUAUCAAAGCUCACAGCAGGGAAUAUAAAGCCACCAUUGAUCAUCCUGCAACUUUACCAUGCGAGGCAGAGGGGCACCCACAACCAGAGGUAACAUGGGUAAAAGAUGGCCGCACCAUUGCUAACCAGAUGCGCCUGCAAACAUUUGCAAAUGGAUCCCUACAGAUUCUACCGAUCAAGCUUGCGGAUGCAGGAUGGUACACAUGUGUUGCCAGGAACAAGGCAGGGGUGGUCAGCCUGGACAUGAUUCUUCUGGUGCAGGUUCCACCAUCAAUUGUAAUUGGUCAGUCGGAAUUGUCAGUGUUGGAGGAUUCGCAGGCUCUUUUGCCCUGUGUAACUCAGGGAUCACCGGCACCUGUGGUAUACUGGGAGAAGGAUGGUGUUGCAGUGCCAGAUGUUUCAGGAAAAUUCACUGCAUUGCAGUCUGGAGAACUGAUUGUGGAAAAUACAACGCCAGAGGAUGCCGGUGUCUACACCUGCACAGCAGUGAGUGCAGCCGGGAAGGCCAGCCAUGAUAUCCGCCUGUUUGUAAGUGUUCAACCAGCAUUCACGGAACUCCCUGCAGAUGUGUCUCUGCACAAAGGGGAAAGGCUUUUAUUGACAUGUGCUGCAAAGGGCCUUCCAAUUCCACUCAUCAGCUGGAAUUUCAAUAACAAACCUAUAACAGUGAAAGAUUCUGGGAAAGAAGGUCGGAGUGAGCUGAUAAUAGAAAAGGUAUCCAAAGAACAUUCUGGUACUUACGUGUGCACAGCAGAAAGUGAUGUAGGAAUGAUCAAGGCAGUUGGAUUUGUCUAUGUGAAAGAGGCACCAGUACUCCAAGGUGAGGUCACUGCUUACCAGACGGAGCCCCUGGGAGGGAAUGUUGUUUUGAACUGUGAUGCCCAUGGAGAUCCAGCACCAUCAAUAAACUGGAAUAAAAAUGGCAGACCUCUCACUGUUAGUAAUCGCAUUCGACAAAUGAAUAAUGGUUCAUUGGCCAUCUAUGGGACAGUGAAUGAAGAUGCCGGAGAUUACAAGUGUGUUGCUGAAAAUGAAGCUGGAGUAGUGGAAAGGAAAGUCACUCUGAUGUUGCAGAGUGCACCUGUGUUCACUGUGGAACCUUUGGAUACAGUUGUGAGUGUAGGGGACAGGGUCUUAUUGCAUUGCCAGGCAGCAGGUGAGCCUUCACCCACAGUGGAGUGGACCAAAAAUGGACACCCGAUCAGAGAGAAUGGGCGCCUGGUUGUGUUACAGAAUUCCACGCUGCAAAUCCUCUCUGCUGUGAAGGAAGACACAGGAGAAUACGAAUGUGUAGCCCGGAAUCUCAUGGGAUCUUCCUUUGUAGGAAUAACAGUAACUGUGCAAGUGCAUGGUGGAUUUUCAGAAUGGUUGAACUGGGGACCCUGCAGUGUUACCUGUGGCCAAGGGAUCAAAGAGCGAAUCCGUUUGUGCAACAAUCCUUUACCAGCCAAUGGAGGAAGAUCAUGUCAUGGCUGGGAUGUAGAGUCAAGGCAAUGUAAUGCAAAGCCUUGUCCAGUUCAUGGGCAGUGGUCCCUCUGGGGUGCAUGGGAAGGAUGCUCCCAAAGCUGUGGACAGGGAAACCAAACCCGUAGGCGAAGCUGCAGUGACCCACCCACACAGCACGGAGGUCGGCCAUGUGAGGGGAAGGCGACUGAGGUGAAAAAAUGCAUCUUUGUUCCAUGUCCUGUGGAUGGACAGUGGACAGCUUGGAACAGCUGGUCACGUUGCUCAGCUUCCUGUGGAGGAGGAGUCCACCAGCGGACCCGUUCAUGUUUUGAUCCACCGCCUCAGUAUGGAGGCAAUCUAUGUGAAGGAAGUGAUGUUGAUGUAGUACUGUGCAACAAUGAGCCGUGCCCAGUGAAUGGGAACUGGGGCUCCUGGAGCUCCUGGAAUCCAUGCAGUCAGACCUGUGGCAGCGGACAAAGCAAGCGUUACCGAUCAUGUAGCAACCCAGCCCCUGCCAAUGGUGGCAAUAUUUGUCCAGGGGUAAAUGUGCAGAUGCAGCGCUGUGGUAUAGACCUGUGCCCUGUGAAUGGUGGUUGGAGCCCAUGGCAACCAUGGAGUGAAUGUUCAGCUUCUUGUGGAGGAGGGACACAGUUGAGAAAACGGCAGUGCAACAGUCCUCCCCCGAAAGGCAAUGGAAGAGGCUGCCCUGGAGAGAGUUUCCAAACAGCCAGCUGCAGCUACCACCCAUGUCCAGGUGUUCCAGGGAGAGCCAGGGGCAGUCUGAUUGGAAUCAUUAAUGACAAAGAAUUUGGAAUCGCAUUCCUUGAUGCAAACAUCACAGCAAACGCAGCUGCAGGCACUACAACCCUUCAGGCAAACAUUCAGAACAUUCCAAGCACAAUCGGUCCCCUGGUAAGAGUACUCGCCUCAGUAUUUACCCCCAUUUAUUGGUCGGUGGCCUUUCCUGCACCAGGCACAGCGAAUGGCUUCACUCUGACUAAAGGAGUUUUCAGGCAAGAAUCUCAAAUGGAGUUUGCAACAGGUGAGAUCCUACGAAUGACGCACGUUGCCCGGGGAGUAGACACAGACGGUGUCCUACUGUUUGACAUAGUGAUCAAUGGUUAUAUCCCCAGAAACAUAGAGAGUGCAGACAUUGCUGUGAAGGAUUUCAGUGAAAAGUAUGUCCAAACGGGUCCAGGACAACUCUAUGUUUCAUCAACCCAAACAUUCCUUAACAAUGGCUCCCCUGUUUCCUUCCACUGUAACCACACCACUGAGUAUGAGUCUGGGAUGGGCAACCAGCCUUCACCCUUUCAGAUUUUGAAGGCUGAGUACAUCUCUGUCUUCUACAAUGUGAAGAUGGAGGAACUGAAUUUCAGGAUCACUGUCUCCUUCCAGAAGGGUUCCACUGAAGGUCAGUGUCCAAGAGGAUAUAUCCUUGAUUCAUCCUCGUAUUGUACAGAUAUUGAUGAAUGUCAGCUUGGGAUUCACAUGUGUCACUUUGGGCAAAAUUGUCAAAACGAGGCUGGCUCAUAUCGCUGUCUGGUGCGAUGUGGGAUUGGUUUUAAGCAGUCAGCUGAAAGAGCUCAUUGUGAAGAUAUUAAUGAAUGUGAGGAGUCAGCCAACCCACCCUGUCAACAGCGCUGCCUCAAUGCUGUUGGUACCUACCGAUGUGGCUGUGAUCCUGGUUAUCAGCGCAGGGGACAGCAUUGUGUCGAUAUCAACGAGUGCAACAUGAACGUGUGCCGGCCAGACCAGGAGUGCCAGAACACCGAGGGAGGAUACCAAUGCACAGAGAGCUGCCCUCAUGGCACCAUGCGAUUACCCAGUGGAACCUGUGGUGAUGUUGACGAGUGUAAAACAGGGGACCACCUGUGUCGAUACAAUCAGAAGUGUGAGAACACAGCAGGAAGUUACCACUGCAGCUGUCCUCCUGGUUAUCGCUCACAGGGUGUGGGAAGACCAUGUCUGGAUGUCGAUGAAUGCCAACAGAUUCCCAAGCCCUGUGUCUACCAAUGUCGAAACCUGGUUGGCAGCUACAAGUGCCUGUGUCCUCCUGGAAAGCGGCUACAGGGUGAUGCCAAGUCCUGUGCUGGAUUGGAAACGCCUAAACUGAGCAACAGCACAAUCACAAGCUUCAGACCCCAAUUAGUCUCCAUCAGUCAAUAUAGCCACAGCCAGCAGACCAGCCAGAACCAGAUUAACCCCUUCUACACCUGGCUGGGCUGGAAGAUGAACCGGGAAUUUGAGACACAAGACAACAGGAAGUCCUGUCCCACUGGAUACAGAAAGAGGAAUGGGGUCUGUACAGAUAUCAAUGAAUGCCAGACUUGGCAUGUCUGCCAGCAUGAUUGCAAGAACACCCAGGGCAGCUACCAUUGCAUUUGCCCAUCCGGCUAUCGACUGCUGCCCAAUGGUAGAAACUGCCAGGAUAUUGAUGAAUGUCAGGAACAGAAUAUCAAAUGUGGGCCGAACCAGAUGUGUUUCAACAUGAGAGGCAGCCACCAAUGUAUAGAUACGCCAUGUCCAGCCAGCUACCGGAGGGGAGCCAGCCCAGGGACCUGUUACCGACGCUGCAUCCUCCACUGUUCAGCUGGUCCCCUGGCAUUUCAGUACAAGCUGCUGACCCUCCCUCGAGGAAUCCCAGCCAAGCAUGAUGUGAUCCGACUGUCAGCGUUCUCAGAGCGUGGUGUGCUACAGAGCAGGACCAACUUUACUGCCAUUGAGCAGGAUGUGGCAAGUCCCUUUGCCAUUCGCACUGACCGGGGUCAUGGGAUCGUGCACACUCUGCACCCCCUGAUGGAACCCAGGGUGUACCGCCUGAAAGUGCGUGCUACCACCUUCAGCGAGCAGGGGCCACUGAAGUACCAGAGUGUAUUUGUCAUUGUCAUUGCUGUGUCCCCAUACCCUUACUAAGGCCAACAGCAGCUUCUGCAUGGAGGGAUGUGUAUUCUUUAACUAUUUUACAAAACAAAGUGCUUAUUUUUUUUCCUCCGAAAGGCUCCGCUUUUUCACCUGGCGACAAUGACUUGCCAAGUCUUCCAAGCUCCACACUUUUCAUACCACGUGAAUACCUCUUGUUCAGAGUUACGGAUCAAUGUUUAAGACCCGAUGUGAAACUAAAUUCUAUUAAUCUGUUUAUGGGUGGGUUAACACCAGAGACACAAUGAGUCCCAACAUUACUGUUCAAAAAAAACAGCACGGUUUAUUAUACAGUGUCCUGAGGAUAGAUAUUAAGACUGUAUAUGAGUGCAGUCCAUACUACUCACUGAGUAGUUUGGCAAAGACAUCCCCAGUGUAAAAGCUAUAGUUUGAGAAUGUGCCACCCCCUCACCCCACAUCCUCAGUUUGAUUUGGGCUGAAUUGGGAAGAGCUACAGGAUGUUCCACCAUUUGUAAGUACUGAGCACCAUCUCCUCAGAGUAGUCCAGGAGCUGACAAGGAGCAUCUCAAUUCUGGCAAACGCCCACUGCCCGAGCAGGCAAGGAUAAGUGAUGCCCUUGCAAACAAGACAUUCAGUAUAUUUAACAGGUACGGUGUUUUCUUAGUAUUCAGUGGGGCAGAAUGCUGGACAGGAUGUGCUCCCCAUAGACUUGCUACCUGUUUUAUGGGAGAGAUUGGUGUCUUCAACGAAUUGCGAUUGAGCUUAAGGAUAACCCAUACAAAUCCUGGUAAACAUUUAAUGUUCUCAAUUUGACAUGCUUUCCAAAGGACUUGCUUAAAAAUAUUUUGAAGUUAUCCCUUUUUCUUUUCUUGGCACUUAACCAAACAGCCUGUUUGAAAGGCCAUUCAAUCCUCUGUAGCAGCUGUAUGUGAGGAUCUGCCAGAAGAUUUAAAAACGCCUUUAGGAUCUAUUCACACAGGACCUGUAUGGUGUGGUGUAGAUCCUCUGUAUAUUGCAAUGGAAGUAUUGGUGUUGUCCUUGUCCACUUGCUACUUACAUCACUGAAAAGGUUAUAGUUGAGGUAUGGGAUUAUCAUAUCCAUUGCCUUUAUCACACAGGGAAUAGCUGGCACAGAUUCUCUGGUACUUCCCCACUCAGCGUUCCUCACUUUGAUGUUCAACCAUUCAACGUUUUGACCGCUCCCACUGGAGUUCUAUCCCCUUAUCUUGUCUUCCUCUCUGUCAUUAAUACCUUCAAAAUCUAUUUUUUCAUUGCACUUUCAGUCAACUCUGCUGUAAGUUCUGUCACUUAGUUGAUGUACUCCUAAAUCCUUUACAUUCAAUCUCCCUCUCCUACUCUGCUGCUAGGACCACCUCACACACAUCACACCACUUCCUGCCUCAGUAAGC
Messenger RNA from Chiloscyllium plagiosum (whitespotted bambooshark), 17606 nucleotides. Lineage: Eukaryota; Metazoa; Chordata; Chondrichthyes; Orectolobiformes; Hemiscylliidae. The record is from RefSeq and is a predicted model, not a curated record.